GUAGGAGAUGAGUAAAUACUCCACAAGCGGUAGGGGUGGACGCUGAACACCGCAACUCUCUCUUCUCUGUCUCGACACAGCUGUGUUUCUGUUUUGUGUGCGUAUGACUGUAUUAGUGUGUGGUUAGUUGCCCUCCACUUGCUUUUUAUUUCCAUUAAUGUCUUGCCACACUUAAUGCCUCCGGCCCUUCACUACCAUUUUCUUGCCCAAAUUUUUGUCCUGCUAUUUUCUGCCGGCAUCGGUAAGAGGAUUCGUGUCAUUUCUCUCCCUCAUAUCUCUACCUAUUUGUCAGAGAUUUUAUACGCGUGCAUUCAAGUUCAAGAUUACUUCUGUUCUUUUGUUUGAUGAAACAAAAGCAUGGCCAUUGUGGUUGAAUCGGACAAAGCAGCUUUCAGAUGUGGUCGUGAAUGCUUGCGUUUUGGAUGCGGUUACUUUCAGGGGAUUCGUUAGAUUAUUCGCAUUCUGAUGCUUCUUGUUGCGUAUUUUUACAUCAUUCUCUGGAUUGUUCCGGUGCUUAGAGCUCAAUCAGCUGCCGAAUUAUCUGCACGCUCACUAGAUUCACUACUUCAAGACUAUGCUUUCAGGGCGUUGGUUGUUCGGCCCAGAACGGGCAUUGUCUACGAUGGCAACGUGCCAUCCAACUUGACAGGGAUUAAGGUUGCAGCAUUGAGGCUGAGAAGUGGGAGCUUGAGAAGAAGAGGGGUUAACAGCUAUAAAGAAUUUCAUAUUCCAAUUGGUGUUUUGGAGCAACCUUAUGUUGAGAGGCUUGUGUUGGUCUAUCACAACUUGGCAAAUUGGUCUUCCUUGUAUUACCCUUUACCUGGUUACACAUAUUUGGCACCAAUUGUGGGUCUCUUGGCUUAUGAUGCAGUCAAUUUGUCAGCCACAAAUCUACAGGAAUUGGACAUCCGAGCUUCCAAAGAUCCCAUAACUAUCCACCUUCCGAACGUCCAACUGGUGCCUAAAGGAUUGUCGCCAAAAUGUAUUUCUUUUGGUUUAGAUGGCUCUUUUCAAUUUGACAAUGUAAUUAACCGGAGUGCCUGUUCUGCUGCAAAACAAGGCCAUUUCUCUAUAGUGGUUGAGUUCACAGCCCCGGCUCCGGCUUUGGCUCCAGCUCCUGGUGGAGGUACCAGCAGACAGGGAGGCGGCGGUGAGAAGAACAAUCACAAAGUCUGGAUAAUCGUUGGGUCUGUGGUUGGGGGAGUGCUGCUGCUGCUGCUUCUAUGUAUUCUUCUUGCUUGUCUGAGGAAGUAUAGACGGCGAAGAAACAUACAAAGAAUGGAGGAAGCAGCAGAGAGAGGGGAGCCCUUGCUAAUGGCAAAUGUUGGAUUUACGAAGGCGCCAGUGGCAUUGGAGACUCGAACUAGACCAUCAUUGGAAGAUGAUUACGUGCCCUAGUAUUUGGUUCUUGCUUGACAAUACGUUUCUGGUAAAAGUAAAACUUCAAUUCGUGACAUUAUUGAUUUAACACAAUUCUUUUUUCAAAGAUGUGAUUUUUCUUGAUUUUGAUCAAAGGCAAUAUUAUAGCUGCACUCCCUAUUCGAUUUC
Coffea arabica (coffee) is the source of this 1548-nucleotide messenger RNA. RefSeq lists its product as uncharacterized. NCBI's taxonomy places the organism in Eukaryota, Viridiplantae, Streptophyta, Magnoliopsida, Gentianales, Rubiaceae. Gene Ontology annotation, cellular component: membrane. The record is from RefSeq and is a predicted model, not a curated record.